Messenger RNA from Lolium perenne, 1482 nucleotides. Its product is annotated as gamma-interferon-responsive lysosomal thiol protein. NCBI's taxonomy places the organism in Eukaryota, Viridiplantae, Streptophyta, Magnoliopsida, Poales, Poaceae. Gene Ontology annotation, molecular function: oxidoreductase activity, acting on a sulfur group of donors, disulfide as acceptor. The record is from RefSeq and is a predicted model, not a curated record.
CAAAGAAAAGAAUCUCUCCCGCAUAGAUGCAUUUUUUGAAAAGAGACGAAUACACACGCCUACCGUACCUAGCUAGCCUCGAUCUUACUCCUAUUGGCUUUCCUCCGUCGCCAUGGCAUCCCGGCCUCUUCUUCCUCAAUUCCUUAUCCCGUUCCUCGCGCUGCUCUGCCUCGCUCCCGCUAGUGCUGCAAGGAGAGUCUCGGUGUCGGUGUACUACGAGGCGCUGUGCCCGUUCUGCUCCAGCUACAUCGUGAACGACCUUGCCAAGAUCUUCCAGAACGGCCUCUCCUCCAUUGUUGACCUCCGCCUUGUGCCGUUUGGCAAUGGGCGCGUCUCACCCGACGGAUCCAUGACCUGUCAGCAUGGGGAGGAUGAAUGCCGACUCAACGCUAUAGAAGCUUGCGUGAUCAGACUAUGGCCUGAUGCGGAACAUCAUUUCCCUUUCAUAUACUGCAUCGAGCAUUUAGCCCUGACCCAGAAAUGGAGAGCGUGGGAGUCUUGCUUUCACGAAACUGGUCUGGCCUCUCAGCCUGUCAUAGACUGCUAUAACUCAGGAUCCGGCAGACAGCUCGAACUCCAGAACGCUGCAGAGACGUUUGCACUACAGCCCCCGAAUCAGUUUGUCCCUUGGGUGGUCGUGAACGGGAGACCCCUUGGUGAUGAUUACACGAACUUUGAGGCCUACAUUUGCAGCGCUUAUGAUGGCGAACUUCCAGUGGCGUGCAGGGGGAAGCACCUGGCAAUUACUCAACACACAAAAGCAAGCCGAGGAGACAAGAGGAAUCCGCGAGAGCUGGCUAUCGUACUCGCCUUAUGCAUUGCACUGUGGUUCUGAAGCGCUACCGUCAAGAUCAGGCCAAAAUUUUCAGAGCCAGAUCUGGCUAGCACAGUAAACUACUAACAAAUACUAGCAAGUAGCACCGUACCAAAACAGGAAAUUGUACAUUCCUUUGAUUUUUUUUUCUAUUCUCAGCAAAAAAAAAAGAGUAACUUGUCAUUUUUCUAAACAUGAAGCCUUUCGAGAAGUACUACAACAAACCGCUCACAUGUUGUACCAACCUACACUAUUCUACAUCUCUAACCACGAUGGAUUUGAACUACCACAACCUAUCAACAGACACACGGUAGCACACCCAAGCUAAUAAAGGUGAAACCAAUCUAUUUAUCUUUAAUACAUGGGUGACUGUCCACCAGUGUGAUACACAUGACCGCCAUAGACAUGACUCCAGUGUAACCACUCAAUAUAAAUCAAUCAAUGCCAAUUUCCACCCGGAUGAUUCGUUUACUUCAUGAUGGCUGGUGCAUUUCACAUGGCUCUUGCCCUAACGCACGUUCCUCCACCGCACCCAUUCCAACACGCGUCCCUCUUCCUCUACCUCCCGCCAAACUGACAACCAUGAUAUCGAUCUACCUCGAAGCCAAGCCCAUGCUCAAUCAAUUUCUGAAUAGAUAAUCUUUUUUCUGCUCCAACUUUGCUUGUUU